GUCUUAUUGACAGGUAGUAUAGUUGGCGGCGCGUGGAAGAACUAUAAUUAUAAACAUGCUUUUUAAUAACUUCGCGAAGUUUACUUGCGAGUUUAUACAGGUCAUGUAAAUUUUAGUUUUGAUUGUACAUCUUAGUGUAUUCAAUGUGUAGAAACAUGCCAGAAGAAUAUAAGUUAAAUCAAAGGACCGAGAGACGCUUUUUAAAACAACCGACCUUGGUCAGGGAAGUGUCAUAUUUACAAAAGUGAAUGUUAAUAGUUUACUCUUUUUUACGUAACUUUUUUUCACUUAUUAUCUGCAAAAAUGUUUAGAAGUCGUAGUUGGUUUGGAUCUGGCUUGUGGAAACCGAAAAAUCCACAUUCUUUGGAACAUUUGAAGUACCUGUACAAUGUGUUGUCCAAGAAUCAGACUGUUUCUGAAAACAACCGUGGGCUUUUAGUAGAAACACUGAGAUCCAUUGCAGAAAUUCUUAUAUGGGGCGACCAGAAUGAUAGCAGUGUGUUUGAUUUCUUUUUGGAGAAAAACAUGCUGUCUUUUUUCUUGAAGAUUAUGAAACAAAAAUGUGGCAGCUAUGUAUGCGUACAGCUUCUACAAACACUAAAUAUUUUGUUUGAAAACAUCCGUAAUGAAACGUCACUCUAUUACCUUCUUAGCAAUAAUCAUGUUAAUUCUAUCAUCGUACAUAAGUUUGAUUUCUCGGAUGAAGAGGUCAUGGCCUAUUACAUUUCCUUCUUGAAGACAUUGUCACUGAAAUUGAAUGCUCAUACCAUUCACUUUUUCUAUAAUGAGCACACGAAUGAUUUCCCGCUGUACACGGAGGCAAUCCAGUUCUUCAACCACCCCGAGAGCAUGGUGCGGAUUGCAGUGCGCACCCUCACCUUGAACGUCUACAGGGUGGAGGACAAGUCCAUGUUGAAGUUCAUUCGGGACAAGACUGCGGCACCGUACUUCUCCAACCUCGUGUGGUUCAUCGGGAACCACAUUCUGGAACUGGACUCGUGUGUCAGAAACGACGCAGACCACCAGAGCCAGAACAGACUGUCAGACCUCGUAGCUGAACACCUUGACCAUCUGCACUACUUGAACGAUAUCUUGUGCCUCGACAUAGCAGACCUCAACGAAGUUCUUACGGACCACUUGCUCAACAAAUUAUUGAUACCGCUUUACGUAUAUUCCUUGACGAAAAGGAGGAGACAUUCCCAACUGGAGGACACGAAGCCGCACGUGAGCAGCGUGGUGUCCCUGUUCCUCUUGUCGCAAGUAUUCCUGAUCAUCACGCACAAGCCGCUGGUGCAGGUGCUGGCCCGCAUCAUCCUCACCAAGGACAUGGACAUCUUCUCCCGGGGCUCGUCCGACACGCUGGCGCUGUACCGGCAGGCAGCGCAGGGAGUCCCUGGGUUCGUGGCCCCGGCAGAGAGCCUGGAGAAACUCCUGGAGAGCAGCACCAGCCGAGCAGAGUCCACGGAUGAGUCGACCCCUCGCGAGCAGACGCCAGAACACACUCCCACCACCAAGUCACAGUGUAGGCAGUUGGCAGAGCCAGGAGCACCUGAUUCAGUUGAAGCACACAAGUCUGAAACUGGAGAGGCUUCGGAACAUUCUAUUAACCAAAACAUCACAGACGAAGAGAAGGAGAAGCUGAUAGCUCAGGAAGUGGGAGCACCGCCUGCGCCAGCGUGCGCCACCGCGCCAGUUGCGCCAGCCACCCCCCCCUUGGCCCCGGUGCAGUCCCUGGCGAGCAGGCCUUUCCUCGAGAUGAUAUUCAACACCCUGCAGUGCUCGGAGAACGACUACGCGGCCCUGUUUGCCCUCUGCCUGCUCUACGCUCUGGGCAACAACAAAGGCGUGAACGAGGAGCUGCUGGACCUGGUGCUGCUGCCCUCGGAGAAGCCGGACACCAUGCACUGGUACAACGUCCUGCUGGUGGAGAAGCUCAUCAAGAUCAUCCUGAGCAGCUGCCAGCCCAAUUCUCGUAUCCGGUUGGUUACCUUGGAGCUGGCUAUCAGGUUAUUGACUCAGCUGGUGAUGAAGAAUGGCAGAAGCUUUCUGCACGACUGUCAUCUGGCGGCCAUCGAGGGAGCCAAGGAGGAGAGCACUUCCCUGCUUAGGAACUUCUACAAGAGCGAAGAGAUCUUCCUGGACAUGUUCGAGGACGAGUACAACGAGAUGAAGAAGCGGCCCCUGAACGUGGAGUUCCUGAUGAUGGACUCGAACAUCCUGCUGCCGCCGACGGGCACCCCCAUGACGGGCAUCGAGUUCGACCGGCGGCUGCCGUGCGGGGAGGUGGAGCGGGCCCGUCGCGCCACCCGGGCGUUCUUCCUGGUGCGCGAGCUGUCGCUGGCGCUGAGGGCGGAGCCCGAGACCCAGCUGCCGCUCACCAGCCCGCAGGCCUGCGUCCAGGUCGACCACGUCUUGGACCUGAAUAACAGUGACUUAAUAGCGUGCACUGUGGUAAACAAAGAUGGUCAGAAGAUCAGACGAUUCCUGGUGAUUGACACGAUUCAGUUGAUCCUCGUGGAACCGGAUACUCGUCGUCUUGGCUGGGGCGUUGCCAAGUUUGUCGGCUUCUUGCAGGACAUAGAAGUGACUGGUGACAAGGAGGAUUCAAGAUGUCUUCACAUAACGGUUCAUAGGCCGUUAUCGUCUUCAAGUCCAUCCAGCCGCACUCUACUGCUGUCCGCCAAGUUUAUAUUUGACGACCACAUACGAUGUAUGGCUGCUAAUCAGAGGCUGACAAAGGGUCGCAUAAAGGCUCGACAGAAAAAGAUGCACAUGAUAGCUAGACUUCUCGACCUUCCCAGCAAUGUUCUGCCGUGUCCGUCACCGCCCAUGUACGGGUUGUGGGCGCUCAGGAACAACGACCCUGCUUCACGGGUGCGUACGAAUCGGGAUGGCAUCCACCACCGCCCUUUGUUCACGGUCAACAAAGUACCAGGAUUCGCAGCUGCCAUGAGGCGAGACAGUCUGCCCCCUCCCGCCCCUGCAACUCCAGCCAAACAUCGUUCUGACUCGCAGGAACGCAUCUCAAGGCCAUCUAGUUCUGGGCCAGGUGGUACAAAGUCGCGUGAGAGUUCACCCAGAUCACCCAAGCUACCUCGCCCGAAAAGUGAGGAAAUACCCUUGGAAGAAAUUAGUGCUAAGCAAAGAAACAGAGCCAGCAAUGGCAGCAUCACCACUCCACCAGCGCCGGUCGAUGGAGCGGCCAAGUUCCCCGCCAAGCGGCCAUCGUUCCCGGCGCCGUACCCCGCAGCCGUGCCGGCCACGGCAUCGACCAGCGGCGCCGACCAGCCGGAGGCAUCGACCGGCGAGGCCCCGGAGGAGCCGGCCGUCGCCCCGCCUGCGUCCGAGGAGACGUCCUUCACGCAGCUGUCCGAGGACAGGCGGUCCAGGCGCAAGGGCAUGGUGGAGACAGUGUGAGACUUCAGUGGAAUUGUCGCUGGUAUUUAUUCCUGGCUACUUUAGGCACGUAUCAUCGUGCUGCAGUAAUUUUGUACGAAUAUGAAUCGUUGCUGCUGUUCGGUCAGGCAGGUGCUGAAGUUUUGCUAUGGAAAAUGUUUUCAGAGGAAGUUGUUUCUUUACAUCAUGUCAAAUUGGGGUUUUAUCAUUUCACGAAUUCGGAGUUUCUAUCAAAAGAUCUAUUCACAGCCCAUUUGCUUUCCAUACUGCAUGUUUUACAACAGUGUGAUUUCAACGCAUUAAUUCUAUUUUUUGAAAACUACUGAUCCUGAAAAGCUCCAAGGAGUUAAUUUUUCAUAUAAUGAGCAUACCAUCCAAUCAUACUUCUGUUUUAAAUUUCUGAUGUACCUCCGAUUGUGAUACUCUCUGCUCAGCUUUAUGUUUUCUUAGUAAACUUAAAAAAAAAACAGUGAAUAAUUGAUAAAUGUUCAGCAUAUUACUAACCAAGUUGUAAAGACCUAUGGUUUUUCAUUUGUUGAGUUUCGAAACAUAUCAUACUGAUUACCACUGGUUAUGUGCUGCAAGCUUGUUAUGUAGGUGUAGAUCAGAUAGUAAGUUGUUUUGAUUCAUAUUCAAGUAGGUCACACAGUAUGUAUUUAGACUGCAGAUUAGACUGUUUGUGUAAAAAAAAUAAUACAUUAUUAACAUCAUAAUAAGUAGUUGGUAUUGUUUACUGGUAGAAAUCGUGUUCAUUUCCUUCUGUGUAUUUUCAUAAUUAUGAUGAGAUUAACAACUUGAUGAUGUUUAUCUGAAUAGCAAACAAGAUUUUUCAAAUUUUUCAUUGAAAAGCUGCUUUAAGAUUUUUCAGUUAAUAAUUUUGAACAAAGGUUCUACAGUUCUCUGUCCACGUGCAUGUAUGCUUAUAGCUUAACAGAAUGUCAGUAUGCACAUGUGCACCCUUAUAAGCUUUAUAUAGGAAUUUGCAUUCUUUUAACAAGAAAGAUUUAAUUUUAUCAGUUUCAUUCAAAAAUCAAAAAUUUUUGCUAUUUCUGUUGUUAGGAACACAUUUAUGUGAAAAUAUCUAGUUCUUAACAUAUUCAUAGAACCUUUUUUUUUUUUAUAAAAUACCGAAUUUGAAACAUUAAAUAUGCAUCUCCAUGGAUAUGAGUAAAAUUUCAUUUUAUUUUAUAAUUUUAAUUUAUUAUGAUUGCAUUUCACAAAAUAAUAUUGCCCCUACCUACAGUAGUAUUCUUUUGUUACAAACAAAAAGAUAAUACUGUCCAAGAUAACAAAAUAAAAGCUUUUUUUUACAUGUUUAUCUUUUUUUUUAUAUAGAAAGAACCAAAAUAUAAUUCGCUAUUUCAUUUAAACUAAGUUGAAAUUUCAUUUUAACAUCAAAAAUUAUCUAAUUACAUUUUGCCUUUUAUAGGCCAGGCUAGGUCAUGCAUCUGAAGUGAAAUAAGUGAAAGCCUUAAAUAGUACAAUUUAUAUUAUAAAAAAAUUAAAAUGUAAACUUUGGAAAUGGAUAAUUUUUGUCGUAGAGAAUUAAUGGUAGUGUGUUUGGUGAUUUCAACAGUAAGGCAGCGAGAGCAUUUAGUGGGUUUUCAUUGUGUGUGGAUUCUGGUUUCCAUUUAUGUUCUGUUUUUGUAGUGUCCUUACACAGAAUGGCCACUCUCCUGGUAAUAUCAAAUCUAUAUUUAUUUAUUUAUUUUUAAAAAAUUUUAAAGUUGUCUCUUUGAACAUUUCAAACUAUUAAAAAGUAUUCAAGUUAAUCAUAGUACAAUAACCAAUUUAUCAUUAAGUAUUUCUCCAAAACAUAAUUAGGUAGUAUAUAUGUAAUGUCUUAGUCACAAACAUAAAAACAUAAUGUUAAAAAUUUAAUUUCAUAGUAAAGCAUAUAACUCAUAUUACUUUUUUUGCUGACUCCCUAAAACUAGAACCAGUGUUAUAGAAGUUAGGUUCUGUGAACUCUUAACCUGUGGUAACUGGUUUGAAUGCAAUCUUGAACACUGCUAAAAGUGUAUUUCUGCAUUGCCACUACACCUCUACUGACUUGUCAACAGUGUGUCGGUCUUGGCCCACUCUCAAUAAAAAGGCACAAUUAGCUGUAAGUCUGGCCCAGAUUUUAGCAAUAAAAGGGGGAGAAAAAAAAUACAAAAAUAACCCCUUCAUAAUCUAGCCCUGUAAGACAUAUUUGAAGAUUUUACCGUACUCUUAAAGUAGUGUUGUGCAUGGCUGUAGGCGCUUACUGUGACUAAGGGCCCGUAGGCAAAUAAUUAUGUUGGGUUGCUCUCCAAUUUUUAAAUGUACAAUUUUACGAACCCCAUAAAAAAAUUAUGUGUAUAAAGACUUAACAUUACAUAGGCAGCACUGUAAACGUGAUCUAGAAAAAUUGCAUUAAUUUGCAAUGAAUUUUAUAAGAAAUAGAACUGUAAUUCUUGUCAUACUAUCAGGGUAAACACAAGCAUAAAAAAUAUUUCGGAACUCAAUCUUCCCCUCCCCGCUUCCCACGACAAUCAUGCUGUGGCUGAAAAAAUAUUCAAUCCUUGAUUGUAAAUGCUCUCUUGAUAUUUAUUUGGUGUCAGGAAUGUUUCAAAACAAUGUUUCACGGAAACGUUGCAUUAAAAUUCGGCCUUGAAAUUAUACUCCCAUUGCGACCAAAGAAGUUUCACUUCAAAAGGCAGCACAAGCAAAAUGAAACUCUGCUAGGUGUGUGUUAUUGGCGAUCCCAUCUGUCACACAUUUGCUGAGGGCAAGUGAGUACACAAUAGGGGUUCCAAAGUGGCAUAAGUGAUGCCAUUUGUAGGCAGAGCAAGUAGUUUUACAACCAAGUUGUUUUGAUCUUGCUGGACAAACAGAUAAUUCACGGUGGCUUUUAAAAAUUCAAAAGUUAUCCGUUGCCAAAAUAAAAGGCACAGCUCAUUCAUACAGUUUUUUGGUAUUGCCAGUUGGGUGGUCACCCUGUCACAUCGUCGUGUUUAACCUCUUAUUUAUUGAUAUUUUAUUCUAUUGUGCAACUACAGAUACAUUCUGAUGCAAGUGUUGUACUUGUUAAGAAAGUAGUUAGGAGUGUCACACUAUGGCAAUAGUCUCUUAAGUACAAUUUUUUCUCUCUUGUAUAAGUUACAAGGGAAAAGUAUGUGAUGAAUUUGUGUGCUUAUAGUAAAAUGGCUCAUCUUAAUUAUACAGUUUUUUUUAUUUACAGUUUCACUGAUCUUUUUUUGCAUGCAAUUUAAGGAUUGUGCAAAUAUUUGAUAGUGCAAUUAAUAUUGCAACAUUUGGAAUAUUCAGUUUGAUUCCAAUAAAAAUUUCUGUUAAUAAGUUUUAAUUAUGAAACUUUCUAAUGAAUUUAAGUGCCUCAUGAAUUUUCAUUUGGUUUAUAUGAAAUUACUGAACUAGUUUGGCUGAACUCAAAUAUAAUAAGACUUUGUAUAAUGUUUGUGGUUGUCUUACAUUGAAUCUCUGUUAUAAGAUUAACUCAAAUGUCAAAUGCAUUUGGAUACAAAGCAACCUCAAUUAUUUUAAGACAAAAAAAUAAUAGGAUAUCUUGAAUAUAAGUGAAAAUGCAUGUUUAGUGUGGGUGUAUAUUAAAAUUGAAUAUCCCGCCUGAUAUGUCUUGAGGGUAGUUGGCCAACGUUUUUAAUUAUCUCCAGCUAGAGGUUAUUGUACCAGUAGUGGACAAGCCGCCUAAGUCAGAUUCCAUCUAGCCACGUUUCAUUUAUUGUGUUCUGUGUUCAAUGUUUUGCUCAUCUAGAGGAAUGAUGCUGAUAUUUUUUCUUGGUGUACAGAACAUAACUCAUAAUGAAUUAAAAAUUGAUUUCAAAAAGUUGUCAAUCUAACAUGUACAGUAAUAUUUAAGUAUUUUCAAAUUUAAGAAAUUUUAAUAUUAUUUAUUUGAAAAAGGUUCAGCAUAAAUAACAAUGAUAAUUACUUUACAAUUUUAAAUAAAUUUUUUGUACGAGUGUUUGAUCAGUUAAAAGUAUGAAAUAUGUAUUCUGUUUUUUAAGUAACAUGAACUGUGUUGACCAAGUUACUGAAACCAUAUUGUUUAAUCUGCAGGCACAUCUCACAUGGAGUACGAAUUCCAAAUUGAAAUAGUACAAGUGUAUAACAUUCCAAAUUGAAAUAGUACAAGUGUAUAACUUAAGCACAGCUCUGAGUAGGUCAGACCAAACUAACUAUGCAUGUAUACUUAGCAUUUUAAACAUACAAGAAAUUAAGUUAUUUUACGGCUGGCUGGCAAAAUUUUGUGGUAUUGAAAUGGUUCUGUCAAACUGUCAUUGGAAAAGAAUUUUACUAAUACAUAAUGUUUCCCCUGUUAUUAUUGUAUGGUCCCCAUUGACCCACUUCCCCUUUAGAAUAAAAUAAGAGUGAUUAAGGAAAAUA
This is a messenger RNA of Bacillus rossius redtenbacheri, 7782 nucleotides long. It is a transcript of the gene ema, whose product is annotated as protein CLEC16A homolog. The transcript is spliced from 19 exons. The record is from RefSeq and is a predicted model, not a curated record. Bases 304 to 3417 code for a protein of 1037 amino acids. NCBI's taxonomy places the organism in Eukaryota, Metazoa, Arthropoda, Insecta, Phasmatodea, Bacillidae. Gene Ontology annotation, cellular component: endolysosome membrane; late endosome. Gene Ontology annotation, biological process: regulation of autophagosome maturation; endosomal transport; endosome to lysosome transport.